ACAUCAUGGACUUUCGACCCGGCGCGAGACCGCGACAACCACGGCUUGACGACCGAACAAUGCGACGCGGCCUUCCCUGAGCUUUACCAUCAGAUUGAUAUCUCACUAGAUCACUGGAAGGGUACAAAGAUCGAGAGCGACAACAUCAAGCUACUAGGAGGGAACGAUGGCGGUGUCCGGUUUCUCAUCCACGAUCAGCAACUUCGAAUCAUCGAAACACGCGGGCUCCAUCGAGAAGACUUUCGUCACCGAAUCAUCGCGAUCGCACAGCAGAUCCUGCGCGCCAUCGCGGCCGCCGAAGCCGCGAAUGAACCUCUGCCAGAUAUUGAAUUCACCAUCAUCGUGGACGACAAGCCUUACCUCCACAAAGAUCCCUCUGCUGCGCUGUGGAGUUUCGCGAAGCAGCAAGCCAACAAAAUCCACGACAGUAUCUGGCUCGUCCCAGACUUCCACUUUUUCGGCGCGCCUCCAGAAGCUGAGAGUUUCCGUCUCAUGCAGACUCGAGCCCGGCAGCACGACGCUCCGCUCGAGAGAAAAAUCCCCAAAGUGGUCUGGCGAGGCGUGGAAUGGACAAAUCAAAACCUGAGAAAGCCUCUGCUGAAGGUCACAGCUGGCAGGCCAUGGGCUGACGUGGAAGCGAUGAAGUGGAAAGAUCCGAACAGUGUGAUCCCCAUGGACGAAUUCUGCAAGUAUCGCUACGUGGUCAACACCGAAGGUCGCUCGUGGUCGGCUCGUUUGACGCACCUGCUCAACUGCGACUCGCUCGUGCUGGUGCACGAUGUUGAAUGGGUGGCGCACUACUAUCACCUCUUCGACACGCUCAACAACUGCGUGAGAGUCGAGCGGGACUGGUCGGACUUGGAAAGCACGAUUGCGUAUUACGACAAGAACCUCGACGAGGCACAGAAAAUCGCGAACCGGACGAAAGAGAUGUUCAGGGAUCGAUAUACCACACCUGCGGCCACGGCUUGUUAUUGGAGGAAGCUCAUGCGCGCCUGGAGCACUGUUGCUUUCGAGCCAAAGGUGAUCGACGAGACGAAGAAGGGAACGAUAAGAUUGAGAGGCACAUCGUUUGAGGAGUUCAUGUAA
Molecule: messenger RNA, 1089 nt
Organism: Zymoseptoria tritici IPO323
Lineage: Eukaryota; Fungi; Ascomycota; Dothideomycetes; Mycosphaerellales; Mycosphaerellaceae
Exons: 1
Source: RefSeq, a predicted model, not a curated record